AUGGAGAGUUCAUACCAGCCGGAUGUUCAACGGAAACUGGUUGGAGGUGGCAAAGUCACAGUUCCACCCAAACCUCAGCCAGAGCGGGAACAGUGGUCGAACAAGGUGGAAUUCUUCCUGGCAGUGGCUGGACACAUUGUUGGCCUUGGGAAUGUGUGGAGGUUCCCUUACCUGUGCUACAAGAAUGGCGGAGGUGUGUUCUUCAUACCGUAUGUGGUGUUUCUUUUUGCCUGUGGUAUGCCUUUGUUCUUCUUGGAGACUGCACUGGGCCAGUACACUAGCCAAGGAGGCAUCACCUGCUGGAAGAAAAUCUGUCCACUUUUUGGAGGACUGGGCUAUGGAAGCCAGGUGGUUGUCUUGUACACUGGGGUGUACUACAUCAUCAUCUUGGCCUGGGCAUUCCUCUACCUCUUCCACUCCUUCAGCUCGGAGCUGCCCUGGGCCAGCUGCAACAACUACUGGAACUCAGAACACUGCUUUGAGUACGACCAGCAAAACCUGACAGAUGACAGCGUCGUGAAGACAACAUCAUCAGUUGUUGAAUUCUGGGAGAGGAGGAUUCUCGGGCUGUCUGAUGGGAUUGAAAACCUGGGGGUUGUGAGAUGGGACCUGGCUCUGUGUCUACUGCUGGCUUGGAUCAUCUGUUACUUCUGUGUCUGGAAAGGGGUGAAGACUACAGGAAAGGUGGUGUACUUCACAGCUACCUUCCCAUAUGUGAUGCUCAUCGUGCUGUUGGUGCGUGGUCUCACUCUGCCUGGAGCAGCAGACGGCAUCAAGUUCUACCUCUACCCUGAUCCAGCACGCCUGGCUGACCCACAGGUUUGGAUGGAUGCAGGGAGUCAGAUCUUCUACUCCUAUGGGGUUUGCACAGGUGUCCUAACAGCCCUAGGUAGUUACAACAAAUAUGAAAACAACUGUUAUAGAGAUUGUAUCUACUUGUGCCUGUUGAACAGUCUGACCAGUUUUGUUGCUGGCUUUGCCAUUUUCUCUGUGCUGGGUUUCAUGGCCCAGGAGCAGGGCCUGGAUAUCUCCAUGGUUGCAGAAUCAGGUCCUGGGCUGGCCUUCAUUGCAUACCCUCGGGCUGUGGCCAUGAUGCCCCUCCCACAGCUCUGGGCUAUUUUCUUCUUCAUCAUGAUUGUGUUCCUUGGGCUAGAUAGUGAGUUUGUGUACCAUGAAGCGCUUGUCACAGCCAUCGCCGACAUGUAUCCAUCCUUCUUCAAAGGGCUGUACCGACGUGAGUUGCUCCUCCUUGGCAUCAGCAUAGGGAGCUUCCUGAUUGGUCUGGUAAUGGUAACAGAGGGUGGCUUGUAUGUCUUCCAGCUCUUUGACUACUACGCAUGCAGUGGCAUGACCCUGCUGACUUUUGCCAUUCUGCAGUCCAUCUGUGUUGGAUGGGUAUAUGGUGCUGGGCGCCUGUAUGAUAACAUUGAGGAUAUGAUCGGCCAUAGACCUUGGCCCCUGAUGAAAUACUGCUGGCAGUAUGUGACCCCCAUUGUGUGCACAGCCACGUUCAUAUUCUCCAUUGUGAAGUACACACCGCUGCAGUUCAACAACACCUAUGAGUACCCGUGGUGGGGCUAUGCUUUAGGAGGCUUCUUCACCCUCUCCUCCACUCUCAUCGUCCCCCUGUGGAUGAUGUAUGCCAUCUGCACCACACCAGGAACCAUGCGUGAGAGAAUAAGAACACUGUGUACUCCUGCGACGGACCUGCGUAACGGCCAGUCCAAAGAGAAGGCGCAGCAGCAGUUGGUCACAUUUGAAACAUUUACCAACUUACAAACACUACGCACAAGCAGCACCCACUCAAACUCGUUUUCCCAAAGAGGAGUGGUCUAAUGACAAAUGGGAGCUCACCUCACAAAGUAACACCAAGGCACAUGGAUUUCUGGGUGCUUCUUACAUGCCUGUUUUCUAUUCUUGACUCACUUUCUGAAGAUGUAAAAAGGGGUACUGGACUGCUGAUAUCAUAAGCAGGCACUGUACACAUAAAAUAACAUUGCACAGUGAAAAAUGCAGUGGUGAUUCAACACCUAGAGAGUCAAUGAGUGUAGCCUGGAUACGAGCAACAGCCUUCUAUGGGAAGCUUCUGUAUCCGGGAUAAGGUGUUUCAAUGCGUCAGUAUCCUCUGCUUUUAUGAAAUUCUUUCGGAAUUCUCUACCUAUAUCCCGAUUUGUCACAGUCCUAAAUAAGGGCUUAUCUGGAGUUGGGAAAAUGUGUUUAGGGCCCAUAUGUUCAAAGACAAAUUCGGGAUAUUUAAUAUCCUGAUCAUAUUUGGGAUACUGAGCUGCAUACGCACUCAAUUAAACAUCUUUUAGAUUGUAUUUAGUCUCAAGGUACUUUCUAAGCGUUGAAUUGGUGCUGCAUUUUUUUUCUGUGUAGAUAGUUUCGGCAAAAGGAGACGCGUGCAAUUAUGGCUACAUUGUUGGGGCCGUUUAGUAUUCAAUCCAGUUUGGGGAUGGAUAGCAAUGGACUUACUUAUCUGUAUGUGUUGGCACUUUUGACAUGGCUAACGAGACACUCAGUCAGGAGACACAAGUGCUGAAAGUUCUCUGGACACCACGAGUCUCACUUGCAAGGAGUGAGCGCCAUCUACUGGACAACAUUAAUAGUUCCACUUUGUUACAACUCAGGAAGUAAGUGGUAACCAGUGCCAUGACGCAUGAUGUGCGUUAAUGAUUUUUCAUUUUAUUUUAUUUUCUUUUUUUAAAGUUAAGUGGUUGAAGAUGACUUAGGCUAAAACGUAUGUCUGUGUGUCAUGUUAAGCCACAAAA
Engraulis encrasicolus (European anchovy) is the source of this 2771-nucleotide messenger RNA. It is a transcript of the gene slc6a22.2, whose product is annotated as solute carrier family 6 member 22, tandem duplicate 2. Gene Ontology annotation, biological process: sodium ion transmembrane transport. The coding region runs from base 1 to 1836 and encodes 611 amino acids. Gene Ontology annotation, cellular component: plasma membrane. The record is from RefSeq and is a predicted model, not a curated record. Lineage: Eukaryota; Metazoa; Chordata; Actinopteri; Clupeiformes; Engraulidae. The transcript has 14 exons. Gene Ontology annotation, molecular function: gamma-aminobutyric acid:sodium:chloride symporter activity.